Girardinichthys multiradiatus is the source of this 2593-nucleotide messenger RNA. RefSeq names its product protein serine kinase H1 (gene pskh1). Gene Ontology annotation, biological process: protein phosphorylation. NCBI's taxonomy places the organism in Eukaryota, Metazoa, Chordata, Actinopteri, Cyprinodontiformes, Goodeidae. The coding region runs from base 680 to 1981 and encodes 433 amino acids. Gene Ontology annotation, molecular function: protein kinase activity; ATP binding. The transcript has 4 exons. The record is from RefSeq and is a predicted model, not a curated record.
GGUGCCGUGAGAAGGUGGUCCUCCCUGUGUUGGAAAAACACCGACCAGAAACGGAGAGAGACUAAUUAAUUUUGGGAAGUUUCUCAACGCUUUCAAACGCGUAGUAAACAAACCGCCUAAAAGCUGUGAUAGGUUGAUAAGUUGCCAUCGAAGUCGGUGGCGGGUUCGCGGUGUUUGUGUCUGGGGCUGAAGUUGGGAAAGAGUGGGAUGAAAAUGGAGAGCCCAGCUGAGUGAGAGUGAGGCAGAGUGGGGUGAGGAGGCUGGAUUUGGCAGGAGCUGCUGCUAACAGGCUAAUUAGCAUGGUCACACACUUCUCCGCUUCACUCUGCCACAGCAAUAAUUCUUCAUGGGGGAGCUGUUUAAUCGGUGCCAAGACUGCUGCUGACUCUGAAGCUUUUCCUAAUGCCUCAGAGGACAACUGAUGACUGGAUUUUCCCUGGAAGUUCUGCAUGAGUCCUGAGGGUAACGUUUUUAGAGAGGCUUGCUGUCCCAGGCAACUGAUCUGCCAGCUGAUCUGGACUUGGAUGGGAGUGAUCAGCCUCAUAUCUGAACGUCGGUCUGAGCGUAGGUACAGCCUGGAUGUUGGAUGUUGUCAGUCCGUUGAAUCAGCUGUUGCGGUGAUGAGGCAGGACUCCUGGUGGCCUGUGUGGCUGGCUGGGCAGCGGGCCGAGGUGAUGUGAUGGGGUGCCGGAACAGCAAGGUCCUCCCUGAGCCUCCAGGGGACGUUCAGUUGGACCUGGUCAAAAAGGUUGAUCCUCAGACGGAUAUCUAUAAGCACUUCAUUCGAGGAGAUGGCACUGGAAGUAAGGCAGUUGAGGCCGGUGGGGUGGCAGCAGAAAAGCCAAACCUCACCUGUGCUUAUCAAGGUCAAGCACAAGCUGCCUCUCCCACUUCCGCUUUGGCUCAGACCGCUAAAGACCCCUCCAAACUGUCAGACCCUCAGCAGAAAAAGGUGGCAAAGUACCGAGCCAAGUUCGACCCCCGAGUCACAGCUAAGUACGAGAUAAAAGCCCUCAUAGGUCGCGGGAGUUUCAGCCGAGUUGUUCGCGUGGAGCACAAGAGCACGCGGCAGCCUUACGCCAUCAAGAUGAUUGAGACACGUUACCGGGAGGGGAGGGAGGUGUGUGAGUCGGAACUGUGUGUUCUUCGUCGAGUUCGUCACACCAACAUCAUUCAGCUGAUGGAGGUGUUUGAGACGGCGGAGCGGGUCUACAUGGUCAUGGAACUGGCCACGGGAGGAGAGCUCUUUGACCGGAUCAUCGCUCGUGGCUCCUUCACAGAGCGAGAUGCCACACGGGUGUUGCAGAUGGUGCUAGAUGGUGUCAAGUAUCUCCAUGCUCUGGGGAUAACCCAUCGCGAUCUGAAGCCGGAGAACCUGCUGUACUACCACCCUGGAGCUGAUUCCAAGAUCAUCAUCACUGACUUUGGUUUGGCCAGCAGCAGGAAGAAGGGAGACGAGUGUCUGAUGAAGACGACUUGUGGCACACCAGAGUACAUCGCCCCAGAGAUCCUAGUGAGGAAGCCGUACACAAACGCUGUGGACAUGUGGGCGCUGGGGGUGAUAUCGUACAUCCUGCUGAGUGGAACCAUGCCGUUUGAGGACGACAACCGCAUGAGGCUCUACCGGCAGAUCCUGAAGGGGAAGUAUAGCUUCUCUGGAGAGCCGUGGCCCAGCGUGUCCAACCUGGCCAAAGACUUUGUCGAGCGUAUUCUGACGGUGGACCCCAGCGAGCGGCUGACGGCGGGCCAGGCUCUCAAGCACCCCUGGAUCAUCAGCAUGGCAGCCUCCUCCUCCAUGAAGAACCUGCAGCGCUGCAUAUCUCAGAACCUCCUGAAGCGGGCCUCCUCGCGCUGCCACAGCACCAAGUCGGCCCAGUCCACACGCUCCAGCCGCUCCACCAAGUCCAACAAAGCUCGAAGGGUACGAGAGAAGGAGCUGCGUGAGCUGAACCGCCGCUAUCAGCAGCAGUAUAACGGGUGAAGGAUCUCAGAAACGUUUGGUCACUAAAAAUGACUUGGACAAAAUUCCCAGUCAUAGACACUGCCGGUGCGGAAAGCCAAAAAUGCCUGAAGGGUGUUGCUUUAACACAAAUAUUCCUAACAAUUUAAAGCGCUGAAACCAGAAGUGAAGACUAAAUCAAAAAAACUCUUGAUGAAGACACAGGUUGGAUCAUUUGGUUGUUUCUCCUCCAUCGAUUACCUGCAUCACUAUUUAUUUAUUAUUGUGAUUAGAAAUCUCCAUUCAAACGGUCACUGGGUAAUGACCUUCCAAAUGGACCUGUUGAACAGAGUUCUGGACACUGAUGUUUCUAAGAAGCAAUGUGUUCUUUAAAGUAGGGAGAAACAUUCUCCCUUUCUGUUUCUGAUCAAAAGUGCUGUGAAUUUUUGAACUCUUUGUACAGACCUCGUGAUGUUGUUGGUUAUCAGAUUAUAGUAAAACAUAAUCACCAUCUGAAGGAUAACAUGAAGGCAUAUUUUUAGUUGGUUAGAAGUUUAAUCUGUUUUCUUCUGAACUGGUUCCUGAAUUGUCAGAAGAAAUUGUGAAUCUGUUACCAAUAAAGUUUAGGUGUAUUAAACGCUAAAAUUGUCCCAA